This is a messenger RNA of Symbiodinium natans, 2253 nucleotides long. Lineage: Eukaryota; Dinophyceae; Suessiales; Symbiodiniaceae. The record is from the annotation of a GenBank genome assembly.
AUGCUCGUCUGCUGGCAAACGUCAGCAUCUCGUGAACUCUGCUCCGGCUUUGUGGCUUCGAGGCUGCCGCCGACUAUGACCAUGCUCUUCGAGGUCGCUGACCUGAAGGCCGGGUCGCUGCAACAUGUGGCCUCUCCGGCCACUGUGAGCCGCUGCGGCAUGGUCUACCUGGAACCCGUCCACUUGGGUUGGAAGCCUCUGGUUCAGAGUUGGGCCGAGAACUUCAAGAAGAAGUACCCCAGCCACAGCGAGACCCUCAAGAAGUGGGUCAUCGAUCUUUGUGACAAGGCGCUGCCCUUCCUGCGCGAGGAGUGCAAGGAGGCUCCCGGCAUCGCUUCGGUGGACACCAACCUCGUUGCAUCCUUCCUCAAAAUGCUCACGACCUUCAUCUCCCCACAGCAUGGCUUCAAGCUUGAGGAGGGCCGCGAAGGCAAGGCCACGCAAGCCGAGAACAAGCAUGAAAAGGUCCUGGCCCGCAUCUACUGUGCAUUCUCGGCAAUUUGGUCACUGGGUGCGAACCUUCAUGAGGCCUCGCGAAAGAAGUUCCAGGAUUUCUUGAGGGCACCCUUGCAGAUGUUCUGCCCGGAAGUUGGGGACGAGGACCUCUACUCAUUGUGCGUCAAUGAUGCGGAGGCGUCUUUCAUACCGAUCUCCACUCUGGUGCCAGCUUUCUCGUUCGAUGCAACAGUACCAUUCUUCAACAUCCUGGUGCCCACUGUGGAGACCACUCUGCAGCGACUGCUCGUGGAAAAUCUCAUGGGCUCCGGGUAUCAUGUGCUCUUCUCAGGUGAGACUGGCGUUGGGAAGUCCGUUGGCAUCCAGCAGUUCCUUGCGAGUGCUGGUGAGAGUUUUGCAGUUGCGUCUGCAAACUUCUCAGCGCAGACAUCGUCGGCCAAUGUGGUGGACUUCUUGGAGAAUACGUUGGAGCGAAAGCGAAAGACUUUGCUGGGCGCUCCUGCGGGCAAGACAAUGCUGCUCUUCAUUGACGACAUCAACAUGCCCAUGUUGGAAAAGUACGGGGCACAGCCGCCCAUUGAGCUGCUCCGGCAGGUGAUUGACUACAAAGGCUUUUACGAUCGCAAGAAGCUCUUCUGGAAGGGCGUCCAGGAAACCCAGCUCAUUGCGGCCUGUGGUCCUCCAGGGGGCGGCCGGAUGGAGGUGACGCCUCGACUCUUGCGCCAUUUCAACAUGAUCUGGAUGACUGCGCUUCCGCAGGAAACAAUGCAUCGCAUUCUCAGCUCCAUCCUGGGCGGCUGGCUUGGGGUGAAGAAGGCAGCUCUGCAGGAUCUGGCCAGUGAUAUUGUGGCCGCGAGUGUUGACAUGUUCUUCCGAAUCAUCUCGGACCUACUGCCAACUCCUUUAAAAUGCCAUUACACCUUCAACUUGCGCGAUCCUGCGAAGAUGCUUCAGGGAAUGCUCAUGGUCAAUGUCAGAACAGAGCUCUCGGACGAAGACAGCCUGAUCAGGCUUUGGGUGCACGAGACUUGCCGCCAAUUCAGAGAUCGCCUGGUGAACAAGGAGGACAGGGCUUGGUUUAACGACUGCCUUCAUGAAAACCUCGAGAAGCACCUUCAGAGAACUUGGCCCGUCCAGAGUUUUGCGGACCUGAUGUUCGGCGACUUCUUCGACCGGAAUGAGAAGCCGUAUGUCCAAGCCACCGAUCCUGUUCGAACGCAGCUGACAUUUGAGGAAGCAUUGGAGGAGUACAAUGGCAUGAGUCCGAGCAAGAUGAACCUUGUGUUCUUCAAGGAUGCUCAAGAGCAUCUUGCCCGCGCGUCCAGAAUCAUUCGCCAGCCGCGAGGCAAUGCCCUCCUCGUGGGCGUCAGCGGUGUGGGCAGAAAGAGUUUGGCACGCAUGGCUGCGCACAUGGCCGAGUUCGCGUGCAGCUCGAUCGAGAUUACGCGCACAUAUGGCGUCAAUGACUUCCGCGAGGACCUGAAGCGAAUGAUGAUGGACGUGCUGAAGAGCGAAGGAAAGGGCCUGGCCUUCCUGUUCUCAGACACGCAGAUUGUGAAGGAGUCGUUCCUCGAGGACAUCAACAACAUUCUCAACACCGGCGAGGUCCCGAACCUUUUCCAGGCUGACGAGCAGGAGCAGGUGAUUGGCCUGACGAGGCCGUUGGCCAAGGCAGCUGGGAAGGUCGAUGCACGGGACGUUCUGUGGCAGCACUUCGUCCAGGUGGUUCGCGAAGGCUUGCACAUCAUCCUGGCGCCGGGCCCUCUAGCCGACUCUGGCCCACUGAGAGCUCUCUGA